This is a messenger RNA of Arabidopsis arenosa, 1584 nucleotides long. NCBI's taxonomy places the organism in Eukaryota, Viridiplantae, Streptophyta, Magnoliopsida, Brassicales, Brassicaceae. The record is from the annotation of a GenBank genome assembly.
GCGACUAAAGCAUCGAAGCAAUGGAGGGAACAUCAAGCUCCUCCGCCGGCGGCCACACCCACACCGUCGUGAUAAAUGCCCUGACUAGCCGGGGCUGGUGCUUCAGAGACGUCGAAUACUUGAAAUCUCUGGUCACUGAAAUCGCUUCCUUGAUCGGCGCCGGUAAUCAAACAGGCGCGGUCGUGGAGUCAGUGGAGGCGGAGCUGCUUAACAUGGAUAUUAAGUUAAUCGGAGGUAAGUCCCUCCCAGACCCGACCGAGUUACGCAGGUGUUCUCAUCUUCAAGGCCCCAAAGUUCUCCAGAUAAGUUCUGUUAGGGAUGUUACAAGAAGUAGCGCAGAGGAAUUUUUGGGAAGUUCGACUGGUAAACGAGUGCUAAAAUUCGCUCUGACUGAUGGCAAGACCGAGAUAUCCGCGCUUGAGUACUCUCAUAUACCAUCGAUUAACAAUGAUGUAACUCCUGGUACUAAGGUCCGUCUAGAAAAUAAGGCUGUGAUACGUGACGGUUUAGUAUGUUUGACUCCGAAAGAGGUGACUGUAUUGGGCGGUUAUGUGCAAUCACUCACUGAAGAAUGGCAGAUGAAGAAAAAAUACGCUAAUUUGGCUCGAUCUCAGGAAAGCAAAGCUGGUGUUGGCCCUCCUCCAUUUGAGGAGUUGCAGAUUCGAACAGGUUCCCAUCACCGGGAUUACAACAGGACGACUUCUAGGAACAUUGUAACUACUGCUGCAGAAAGCUCUGUAAAACACGCUGGUGUAGAAAGAGGUGAAAGUAGUGAAGUUGAUGGGAACAAAAGAGGCACAGAUAAGAAUAUACAGAGGAAUCCUGCAGAUUCUGAUCCAAAAAUAUCUGUCAAAGUCGAAAAUCAGGAAAAGCCAAGCAGUUCCGAUACACGACCUAAACAAGUGGUGGAAGCUGUUCCUUUACAGAACCAAGCGGCUGCGCAGAUACUUCUCGAGAAGAUGAAACAUUCAAGUUCAAAUGACCAGCAAUACCAAGGAAGAAGAGGUAGAGGUAGAGGUAGAGGUAGAGGGAGGGGGAGGGAAGAAGAAGACUCUGCAGUAUUUACACUAGAUGAGUGGGAAAAGAGGAAUACUGGCAGGGGAGUUCUUCCAACAGCUGACCAUCCGAGCGACACUACCCGCGAUGAAGAUCUUGCAUGGCAGCUUCAGAAUCAGUUUGAUCUGGAAGAAUCUUAUGAACAGGAGGUGCAUGGAACCGGGGCAGCGGAUAUAAGAAUGAAUAUGUUUGAUUACGGAAGACCAGACGAUAACUUUGGUCAUGGAAGAGGAAGAGGAGGAAGAGGAAGAGGUAGAGGGCGAGGACAUAGGCGGGGAAGAGGACGUGUGUAGAUUGUAAUGAAAUCAUCCAGGCUUGUGGUGUGGCAGCUCUGAUUCUGUACAUGGUGUUUUAGGGUGAUUCAGAUUUUCGUGGGAGGUUUUGAAUUUGAACAUAGAGGCUGCUAAGUCAUUUAUCUUUCUUUGUGGCUAUAGUAGUACUUUGUGAAAAGACGUUGAAGUUCACCAGUACCUUCCUCAACCACUCAUCUGAAGUGAGACACUCUUAAAAUGAAGUUUACAUUACAAC